Magallana angulata is the source of this 6266-nucleotide messenger RNA. RefSeq names its product sentrin-specific protease 1-like. Gene Ontology annotation, biological process: proteolysis. The record is from RefSeq and is a predicted model, not a curated record. The transcript has 21 exons. The coding region runs from base 3120 to 4526 and encodes 468 amino acids. Gene Ontology annotation, molecular function: deNEDDylase activity; cysteine-type peptidase activity. Lineage: Eukaryota; Metazoa; Mollusca; Bivalvia; Ostreida; Ostreidae.
UUUUAAAAGUAAUUGAUUACAUUAGAUUACUUUUCCUCAUUGUAAUCAUGAUUACUUGUGAUUACUUUAGAUUACAUUAUUUGUUUUUCAGUUUUUUCAUAGUUUAAAUGUUUCAUUUUAAAAAAACAGUGCAUUUUUUGACAGGACUCUUUAUUCUGGUAUCAAUGUAAUUUGUUGCAUUAUUUACUAUUUUAAGUAGUUUUUGCAUUCCCCGAUAUGUAUGCAGAACAGUAUCUACAUUUGGCUUUCACAAUACCCGAUGAUGUUUGAUCAUCAGAAAACUCAAAAUGUUGUACAGCAGACAUCUUUCUCUAAACAAAGUCCAACUAAAAGUGACCCUUUAAAUAAUUUUCCCAAUUAAAUAAGCACAGUAUGUGAACUGUUUUCUAAUGCGCCUAAAAGCAAGGACUGUUGAAUAGCAAACUCAUUGUAUCAUGACUGGACAUGAAUUUAAACAUGCCCAAGGGCAAUAAAUACUGACCAACUUUAAGACUGAACCUUAUUCACUAAAUAUAAGAUCCAAUGAAUAAUGAUUUCAACCUAUUGAGUUUUGCCAUUGUAAUCAUAAAAGUAAUCAAAAAUUAAUCAUGAUUACAGGACUUUUUCACAGAGUAAUCGAUUAAAUUAUGAUUACUUGUAAUCAGAAAAAUGGAUGAUUACUGAUUACUCAUGAUUACUCAGCAACCUGUAAUCGAUUACAGCUGAUUACGAUUACUGAUUAUGAUUACCCCAUCCCUGGAACUUGGUUUACAAUAAUUAGGGCCCCUUCACUGCGGGUGCCCUAUAGUAAUCAGUCUGUCCGUCUGUCUUUCCUUUCAUCUGCUUGGCCAGAUACUUUACCCACAGGGAUUCUUUUGGUAAAGGGUGUGCAAUGACCUCGAACCAUUUUCUAGGUUCAAGGUUAAGGUCAUAGCAGAAUUUUAAAAAAAUCCUUGUCUGGAGCAUAUCUUCUAUCCCCUUCUUCCAAUCUAGCUCAUAUUUCACUUACAAAGUGUCUAUGGUCGAAGGGUGUGCAGUGACCUGCAGGUCAGGGGUCAAGGUCAUAACGGCCCAUGCAAAAAAAAAAAUCAGCACUUAUAUAUGCUUUUAACUUAUCCCUAUUUGAUUCAUACUUUUCAUACUCAGAGCUUAUAAAUUACAGGUUUGUAGUGACCUUGAACAAAUUUGCAUAGGUCAAAUGUGAAGGUCAUAGCAGAAUUAUACGAAAAAUCCUUGUUCGGAGCAUGACUUCUCUUCCUUUGCUCCAAUCUGGUGCAUAUAUCACCCACGUGAUGCCUUUGAUUAAAGGGUAUGCAGUGGCCUUAGAUGAUGUUUGUAGGUCAAAUGUCAAGGUCAUUUAGAUCAAGCUAAAAUCAUGUUUUAAGCAUAUACAUACUCUCCUUGUAGCCCCUGUUUGGCUAAUACUUUACUCAAACAGAGCUUUUUGGUUAAUGGCGUGCAGUGACCAUGAUCAAGGUUAAUGUGAAGGUCAAAGCAGUUCACUUUAUAAUCAGUUUUAGACCAUGGAUUAUUUCCCAUUUGGUUAAUAUGUUCAGAUUGAACAAAAAUGCCUGUAUGUAAGGGGUAAUGAGAUUGAAUAAGAAGUUCUAUGCCAGCUUGAAAAUUUUGAAGAUAUACUGUGAAAUCAUUAAAACCCGUUGGGGCCAUUUUUCAUGGAUUGCUUAACUUUUACAGGUUCAUGGGGAUAUAAUUAUGUGUAUUCUUUUUUAUCAUCAUAAGAACAUAUGAUUUUAUAACAUCUAUUUUUUUAUUUUGUGGAGGAUGUUAAUUCGUGGAUGGGAGGUACCCACAAAUUCCACGAAAAUUGAGCCACCACAAAAUCUAAUGAUUUUACAUAACUAAAGAAGGAUGGAAAAGAAAUGGUGGAAGAAGAUAGAGAAAUAUGUUGAUAAACUAGUAGAAAAAGGCCAGCAAGUGGCUGUGCUACGCUUCAACAGUAGAGCAAAGGCAAUAGAUUUUAGAGGAACAUCCAACCUGAAAAAGUUUGUAGAGGAUGGAUCGGUUAUGGAAAAAUUCAUAGAUGCCGCAUCUGGCUCUUAUGGAGUCCAGAUGCCAUCUAAAGAAAUUGUACCUGUUGGUUUGCCUGCUCUUGCACCUGAGGAAAUUAAUUUGCCUAACUUGAGAAAGGUGGUGGGAAAUUUAGUUGGAGCAUAUGCUGUGCAUGGGUAAGUGGACUUGGUAAGUGUUAUGUUUUGGUAAGUAUAUAUCAUCAUGGUGGUCUACAUAGAUGUGGUGUGUGGCAUUUUUAUCAUAGUACACUCUUGCUAGAUGAACUAUACAGGCAAUCAUUGGUUAUCUAAAAUCACUGAAAUUAUUUCUCAAUAAUAAUUUACUUCUCAUUUCUGUUUUAUGAUAGCAAAACAUAAACCUUAAUUAAUAAGCUUCAGUAUUAUUAACAAUACAUGCCUAUCAUUUGAUAUCCUUUGUUAUAUACAAUAUAUUCAUAAUGAAAAUAACAUUCACUUUUCUAUUAUAUAAUUGAAUGAUUCCUAACUCUCUAAUUGGCUGCAAACCAAUGUGCUGUAAAUCAUAAAAGUUAUAUUCACCAGCAUUGAAUCAAUUGAUACUUUAGGUUAAUAUGUUUAUAUUGUCAACCUUUGAAAUUUCAUUGUUUCUCAAAGUAUUUGGCAAACACAUAAUAUUCAUCAGAUAUAAACAGCUAAGAAAGAUGGCAGAUAUUGCUACAUGGGUUUCAAUCAUUUCAUCACAUAAAGAAAUAAUUACUUUUUAUAUUAGCCGUCAGCAUUAUAAUUUAGCAACCCACAAAAAGCUAUAAUUCACAUUGUUUUGAGCCAGUUGAAUAUUGUUCCCGUGAGGUAGAUUGUAUUCACCUGAAAAUAGCAAUUUAUAAUUGUCAAAAUUUUAUCCUUGCUUUAAUGAUGCUUACACUGAUGCAAUAUUUCACAUUCAUUACCAUCUAAUCACUUGCAAUGUAUUUGUAGAUUCCCUCUGCAUCAUAACUCAUUGGUUUCGUACUUAACCUGUAUUCAUAUAAUUUUUAUCCUUUUUUGUAUAUUUAUUAAGGGUAAAUGUAAAAAAAAAAUGGAAACACCAAGUAAUAUAAUUAUCCUUUUUCAAGCAUAAUAUGUAUUGUUACAAGAUAAAGAGCUUUUACAUGUAUGAUAAACAGUAUUUUUAUUAUAGUAUAUAACAAGUAUGGGAUAGUCAGAGGAUUUUGGGGUAUUGAAAGAUUGACCCCAGAAUGGUAUCCAAAAGAUGUUCCAUUCGUUUCACCGAAUGACAACAAGAGAAAGGAAGACCGGUUGAAGAGAGAAGAGUGUGUUAAAGUGAUAAAUUCGUACAAAGCAUUUGUACUGAGCGGAAAAUGUUCCAGCAAAAAUUCAUCCAGUCAUCAUAAACAGGAGACCUAUUUUACGGAAAAGAUGGAUGUUGAUGAGCCAGGUCUGGCAGAAAGAGAGGACAAGACGGAUGCUGAAGAAAUUAGACCUGAGCCUGUUCUUGAAGAUCCCAAGAAGGAAAAGGAGAAAGUUGAAUUACAUGAGCCCAGUGUUAAAGAUUCAAAGGCCAAUGUCCAUGAGCCAGGUCUGGCAGAAAGAGAGGACAAGACAGAUGCUGAAGAGCCUGUUCUUGAAGAUCCCAAGAAGGAAAAGGAGAAAGUUGAAUUACAUGAGCCCAGUGUUAAAGAUUCAAAGGCCAAUGUCCAUAGCGCCUCACACAGUUCCAAACAGGAUACAGACCCAUUUUCAAUGAUUCAGACUAUUUUGAGCUCUGCAACUAAAGGUGUGCCCAAAAUCAAGCCAGGGACACGGUACCAUGUUUGUGGGGAGGUCCUGGACAAGGGCGACUUCAAUACCCUAAAAAACCAAAAUUGGUUGAAUGAUAAGGUUAUUAAUGCAUACCUGGCCCUUCUAAUGUGGAAUCAAAAUAAGGAGGAUUCAAAUCACAUAUUUGUGAUGCCUUCUUAUUUGGCAGUUCUCUGGGAACUUGGCAGGUUCGAUACUUGGUUGUAUCAAAAGGUACGAUUAUCUGCAUUUAGAUGGAUUUUUCUACCAGUAAAUGUUCAUGAAAACCACUGGGUACUGCUUGUUGCCAAUGUUCCCCAGAGAUCGGUUACCAUCCUUGAUUCAAUGAAUGGGGAGAAUCACACUUUAAUACAGAGAUGGAUGAAGUACAUGCAUAUCCGGGAUAAGCAUGUGAAUGAUUUGCAGUGUUCGUGGACUGUAGGACAGCUACAGUCACAAAGACAGACGGAUGGGAGUAGCUGUGGUGUUUUUGUUUUGAUGAAUGCUAUGGCCCUUGCUUGUGGCAGUAGUUUGGAAGCAUUAAAUAAAGACUGUGCCAUGAACAUGAGAUUGUAUGUCCUUAACCAACUACUGGAGGCAAGUAGGGUGCCACCAGCACAGAGGACACUCUGUGAUAUGGAAGGAUGUAGGAGACCAGGGCAGAGAGAAGCCUGGAUAGGAUGUGGUGUGUGUGGUAGAUGGUGCCAUUUUGUGUGUGUACACAUCACAGAGGCGCCAAUAGAGGGUUUUAUAUGCCCGAUCUGUGUAGCAAGAUAUGAAUGAAGUUUAGCUAGAUUUAUAUUUGUCUUCAUUUAAAGCUGACAUAAAUUCACUCUAUAUGAUUUUGUCUUUUAUGCAGACAUGCACUGUUCAUAGCCUUUUCUUAAUCCUUUUUUUAUUUGCAUUAAAAUAUGAUGAGUCCAAAAUUUUGUAACCAUUUUUAGCUCACCGAGACGAAGUCAUGGGGAGCUUAUGCUAUACCCUCGGCGUCGGCGUAUUGACCUGGUUAAAGUUUUUGUUGCAGGUCCUGUAUCUAAGCUAUUACUUGUCCUAUCUUCACCAAACUUGCAUCUGGACCUACUUAUGGACUUGAAAGACUUGGAUGCUGAAUCUGAGUCCUAAAUUUCAGAUGCUGGAGGAGGUUAAGGUUGUUGGACCAGGUUAAAGUUUUUGUUGCAGGUGCCCUUUGAUAGCAAUAUCUAAGUUACUGCAGGUCCGUACUUCACCAAACUUGCAUGGAUGGUGUGUCUUAUGAUACUGAUGCACCAGACAGGCUUGAGUGCUGAAUCUGAGCUAUAGGUUUCGGAUGCUGGAGGAGGUUAAGGUUUUUGGACCAGGUUAAAGUUUUUGUUGCAGGUGCCCUCUGAUGAUUAUAUCUUAGUUACUACUGGUCCGUACUUCACUAAACUUGCAUUGAUGGUGUUUCUUAUGAUACUGAUGCACCAGGCAGGCUUGGGUGCUGAAUCUGAGCUAUAGGUUACAGAUGCUGAAGGAGGUUAAGGUUUUUAGAGCUGGUUAAAGUUUUUGUUGCAGGUGCCCUCUGAUGAUUAUAUCUUAGUUACUACUUGUCCUAACUUCACCAGACUUCCAUGGAUGGUGCGUCUUAUGAUACAUGCAUGCUGAAUCUGAGCCAUAGGUUUUGGAUGCUGGAGGAGGUUAAGGUUUUUAGAGCUGGUUAAUGUUUGUGAAACAGGUGCCCUCUGAUGAUUAUAUCUUAGUUACUACUUGUCCUUACUUCACCAGACUUCCAUGGAUGGUGCGUCUUAUGAUACUGAUGCACCUGACAGGCUUGAAUGCUGAGUCUGAGCCAUAGGUUUCAAAUGCUGGAUAUGGUUAAGUUUUUUGGAACAGGUCACAUGUUUAAUAGAUAAUAGUACUAUUUCAAACUUGCAUAGUUGAUUAAACUGUAAUAUGAAUGAAUCACAGAGGAAGCUUCAGAUGCAGGACUUGAUCUCCAUUAUCAAGGAUGCUAAAAAAUAUAUCUUGGUUAUUACAGGGCCUAACUUCACCAAACUUGAAUGGAUGGUGUGUCUUAUGAUACAGGUGCACCUGACAGGCAUGGAUGUUGAAUCUGAGCCAAAGGUUGCGGAUCCUGGAGCAGGUUAAGGUUUUAAUUGCUAGUGCCCUCUGAUGAUGAUAUCUUAGUUAUUACUGGUCUGAACUUCACCAAACUUGCAUGGAGAUGUGUCUCAUGUAUACUGAUGCACCUGACAGGCCUGAAUACUGAAUCUGAGCCAUAGGUUUUGGAUGCUGGAUGAGGUUUAGUUUUUUUGGAACAGGUCUCAUGUUUUAUAGAUGAUAGCUUACAUAGUUGAUUUAACUAUAUUAUAAAUGAAAUGCAGAGGUUUCUUCAAAUGCAGAGCCUACAUUGUAUACAUGUGCAGUUAUUUAAUUUGUUCAAACUAACGGUAAUGUAUUUUUGCAUCAACUUUUAAAAUGUAUACAUAAAGAAUGCUUAAUCACUUAAAGUUCUUUUGGAUCAAUGUUUAUUGUCUCAUAAUAAAAUUGCUCUCUUAAAAUGUA